Molecule: messenger RNA, 2732 nt
Organism: Acipenser ruthenus (sterlet)
Lineage: Eukaryota; Metazoa; Chordata; Actinopteri; Acipenseriformes; Acipenseridae
Exons: 1
Coding region: 154-2550 (798 amino acids)
Biological process (GO): DNA recombination; DNA integration
Molecular function (GO): DNA binding
Source: RefSeq, a predicted model, not a curated record
CUGGUUCACGACAGUGGACUUGCAGGACGCCUACUUCCACAUUCCCAUAAAACCAGGGCACCAGAAGUAUCUUCGGUUCGCCUUUCAAGGGAAAGGCUAUGAGUUCCGUGUACUGCCGUUCGGCCUAUCCCUAGCGCCACGCGUUUUCACGAAAUGCCUGGACGCUAUCCUGGCCACUCUGAGACUCAACGGUAUCAGAAUUCUAAACUACCUGGACGACUGGCUCAUCUGUGCGGAGUCGCCAGGUCAGGCGCUGCAACACACGGAACUUGUCACCGAUCACCUAUCCAGACUAGGUCUGAAGGUGAAUCAUGCGAAAAGUCAACUGACGCCAGCUCAAGUAGCGCGCUACUUGGGUUUGAGUCUGGACGCCCGAUCCAUGACAGCAGUGCUGUCGGACGACAGGGUGUCAAGCAUAUCAGCCUGCCUAGACCUAUUCCAGUUAGGCAGAGCUUUACCAGUGGUGACAUUCCAGAAACUUCAGGGCCUGAUGGCAGCAGCUUCUCAAUCCCUUCCCCUGGGCCUCCUGCAUAUGCGGCCCCUUCAGGCCUGGUUCAACAGGAUGGUCCCUCACCCAAUGCUGAACCGCAACCGUUUGGUGACAGUGUCCAUAUAUUGUCUCCGAACUCUCUCUUGGUGGAAACAACCGGCCCACCUACGCCUAGGCGUCAGGCUGGGAGCGGUCACAAGAAGAGAAGUCGUUACCACCGACGCCUCCAACCAUGGUUGGGGUGGGGUGUGGAACGGUCGGGGUGCACAAGGGGUUUGGCGGCCUCCGUGGCUGGGCCGACACAUAAAUCUUCUAGAACUGCAAGCAGUGUUUCUCACUCUUCAGUUCUUUCUAGAGGAAAUCAGGGGGAGACACGUGCUUGUCCGGACGGACAACACGACAGUGGUGGCUUACAUCAACCACCAGGGUGGUACAAGUUCACCCAGUCUCAACAAGGUGGUCAACAGGCUUCUGGUCUGGGCACACACCCAUCUCCUCUCACUCCGAGCGGUACACCUACCUGGAGUGGUGAACAUUGCCGCAGACCUCCUCUCGAGGCAGGUUCCGGGCGGCGCAGAUUGGAGACUCCAUCCCGAGGUUGUCAGCCUCAUAUGGAAACGGUUUGGGAGGGCGGAGAUCGACCUUUUUGCCUCCCAGGAGUCGACGCAUUGCACCCUGUGGUUCUCCAUAAUGAGAGACGAAGGGUGUCUAGGGGUCGACGCAUUGGCUCACCAAUGGCCAGCGCGCCCACUGUAUGCGUUUCCGCCGAUAGCUUUGAUACCUCUGUGUCUGGAGAAGAUCAGACAGGACAGGGCCACGGUCCUACUAGUAGCACCUCACUGGCCCAAGAGAGCCUGGUUUGCCUCACUGAUACAGCUCCUGUGCGGACAGCCUUGGCAGUUGCCCAGUCGCCGCGACUUGCUCAGCCAGGCACAGGGUGCUCUGUGGCAUCACGACCCAUUGAGCCUACAGCUCUGGGUUUGGCCCCUGAGCGGCUCCAUUUGAGCCGUCUGGGUUUGUCUAAUAGGGUGAUUGACACCCUACAGAACGCUAGGGCUGCCUCCACUCGUUCCCAGUAUGGCUACAAGUGGGGCGUUUUUCAGACAUGGUGUCUGUCGAAGGGAAAGGAUCCCACAAUGUGUCCAAUGGCAUUGAUCUUGCAGUUUUUGCAAGACCUGCUGGACGAUGGGAAGAGCCCUUCUACCCUAAAAGUCUACCUGGCAGCUAUUUCAGCUUGCCAUGUGAAGAUAGACUCAGUCUCCCCAGAAGCACAUUUCCUGGCGGGACAGUUUUUGAAUGGGGCUAGGAGACUCCAUCCUCCAAGGAAGGACGUUGUUCCUCACUGGCGGUUGAAUGUCGUGCUGAAUGCACUAACGAAACCUCCUUUUGAGCCCAUGCAUUCUGCAGAGCUACAGCUUUUGUCUUUUAAGACAGCUUUUUUGGUGGCAGUCACUUCUGCUAAGCGAGUAAGUGAGCUGCAGGCACUUUCCGUCGCAAAAGCCUGUUUAUAUUUUGCGAAAGGCUGGUCACGGGUGACACUCCGGACCAACCCUGCGUUUUUGCCGAAGACUAUUUCGGCUUUCCAUGUCAAUCAGUCGGUGGAGUUGGAGGCUUUUCACCCUCCUCCUUUUCAGUCCGACAGAGACAGAAUGCUCCACACGCUAUGCCCUGUCAGAGCGCUGGCGUAUUAUGUGGAGAGGACAACAAGUUUGCGCCAGUCGGAGCAACUCUUUGUUUGCUACGGUUCUCAGUCCCAAGGUCAGGCUCUGUCUAAACAGUGCCUGUCUAGGUGGCUAACGGAGACCAUGAAGAUUGCGUAUCGACUUGCAAAGUUGCCCCCGCCUGAGAAGAUCACUGGCCAUUCCACUAGAGGGCAGGCCACUUCUUGGGCAAUGUUCCAGGGUGCAUCUGUCAUGGACAUAUGCAAUGCAGCGGUGUGGGCGACCCCCCACACGUUCACGAGGUUCUACAGGAUGAACAUCGUGGAUCCGCUGUGUCCUGGUUUUGGAUCAAGAGUGUUGAGGGCUGCCUCAGUGGUCGUCCCCUCAACUACAGAUUGAUCGGUGAGUAACUUGUCACCUUGGACUGCUAGCGCGGUUAGCUCAUAGAGUCUUGCGCCUGUCCUCACGACAGAUUGGGUAUACUUACCCAUUGGUGAUGGUUAAUAUUUCGUACUUGAAAGAGAACGUUAGGUUAUUAUCAUAACCCUGGUUCUCUGAAAUAGAAAUAUUAACCAUCAGUC